GAUCUUGCCCCAGAAGUUGAAGCGUGAAGGUGGGGUGGGAUUCCUGUUGUGGUGUUUCCUCACGGCGUCGCAGUUUAUCAAUUGACUUCGAGUCUCGGGGCCCGUGGCCAUUCUGGCUCGAGUCAUUUUGCUUCUGUCGUAGCUAACUACGCAUCUAGCGGCCUUCAACACUGUGCAGAAUGGGAAGGGGUGGCAGCAAGGGCACGGAGACGCCUCUGCGCUUCGCGAUCGGGGACCAGGUGCUGUGCAACACGUCGAGCGGGUGGGAGCCAGGGACCGUGGUGGACCAUUGGUACACCCAGGAGGGCUUCCCGCCGAACUUCUACGCCCCCUACCAGGUGCAGCUCAACGACGGCACCUUGAUUUUUGUCCCCGAGGACCUUCCGCAGCUCUGCCGCGAGCGGGUGCUGGUGUGGUGGGAGAAGGCGUUCAAGACCGCCGGUGGGAAGGCACCCAUGGCGAGCAAGGUCCGAGCCGCCGCCACAGGAGUCAACGUGGACGAGCCGGACUGCAACGGCACGACGGCUCUGGCGGAGAGCGUGCGCAACGGCUGGCAUGACGUCAUGGGGGUGUUGCUGGACCUCGGCGCCACCGCGAGCACAGUCAACAACAAGGGCCAGACCCCCUUGCACCUGGCAGCCUCCGCCAAGUGCACGACGCCGGAGCAGGUGAGCUCUGCAGUGGAGGCCCUCCUGAAGGCCCGGGCGGACCCGAACGUGCAGGACCAGGACCCGGAGAAGGACGCCGACUUCACCAGCAAGUCGUUCGAGGAGCGCGAGAAGCACCGCACGGCGCUGCACUACUGCGCCGCCUGGGACUACGUCGCCGCGGCGCGGCUGCUGCUGGAGGCCCGGGCCGACCCGAACAUCAUUGAUGGCCAGUACAAGACGCCCCUGCAUUUGGCAAUCGAGGAGGAGUCUUCAAAGGAGAUGGUUUCCCUGCUGCUGGAGUUCAAAUCCGAUCCUGACAAAGGCAAUAUGGAGAUAGGCCUGAACUCAUCCUAUCUUCUUGAGGCCGCGCGUAACGGUAACUCCGAACUGGCUGCUGCUCUGAUCAACGCCAAGGCCAACAUCGACAUCGUCGGGAAGAACGGCAUGACCCCUCUCAUCAUGGCUGUCAGGUGCAAUAAAGCCGACGUGGCGAAGCUGUUGGUUGACGCAGGGUGCGACACUGCUGUCAAGGCGAUGGGCAAGACUGCCAGUGAGCUUGCGCUGAAGAGCCCUGACACAGGGCUGAAAAGGCUGCUUGGGGCAGAUGCCAGCGCGGGUGCGGAUGAAACUGGGAAAAGGAAGAACUUGUUUUUGAUGUGAAUGCUGCGCCCUCCUUGCCCACGUACAGCUGCCAGUGGAGCGCGCUAAGUGGCUGUAGAAUAUUGUCGUGCUUCUUUUUUCUCGGGCAAACGCUCUGCACCUAGAUGCAGGAAGCACACCAUUGUUUCUUUUAGGGUGUGCGUUUUUAUUUUCGAUCCGUAAGUGCGCUCUUCGAGGGGUGAAUUAUUGUAGGCUAUGUAUCUGCUCCAGGCCUAGAUCCGUUUCUCUGUCAUCCCCCUUUCCCUCCUCCCAUACAAGUUAUUUAGUUGUACGCAGCGCUGGGCGUGUGCCCGCGAGUUUCCUCACAUAUCGCAGGCAGUUGCAGGCGUGCGUCCCGAAGACCGCUAGCUGAAUGCUGAAUGCGAUAGAUCCCGAGGUGUGGGAGCGCUGAGGGUGGCAUCAGGAUUCGUGAUGAGUGGAGCAGGGGGGAGGAGCGAUGGCGCAUGGCUGUUUCCGCCCCCCGGGCAGCUUCUAGCCCUGGCCCUCCCCGACAGGCCGCCUCGGAGUGUAAUACACCGCGGGCGCCGCCGUUUUUGGUUGCUCACGUGCGUCCAUGCUGGCCGCGUCGCUGGGAAGCGGCGAAAACAGCGGCGCCGGAACCCGGAUUCGAGAAGGGCACGACGCCACUAGACUAGAGGGCAUCACGGCAGGCCUAUAGCUCGGAGCCCCGAUCUUGGUCCGUUUCUGGCUGAGCCCGGAGGCAACGUCUGGAUAGCGAUCUGGCCUCAAAAAGGCUUGAUGUGGAGGCUUGGCGAUGGCGGACGCCCGGACGUCUGGAGGGCCCGAUCUCCUCCAAUCGCCCCCUCUCCUC
Prorocentrum cordatum is the source of this 2121-nucleotide messenger RNA. The record is from the annotation of a GenBank genome assembly. NCBI's taxonomy places the organism in Eukaryota, Dinophyceae, Prorocentrales, Prorocentraceae.